Molecule: messenger RNA, 2593 nt
Organism: Boleophthalmus pectinirostris (great blue-spotted mudskipper)
Lineage: Eukaryota; Metazoa; Chordata; Actinopteri; Gobiiformes; Gobiidae
Exons: 3
Coding region: 317-1468 (383 amino acids)
Biological process (GO): SCF-dependent proteasomal ubiquitin-dependent protein catabolic process; protein polyubiquitination
Cellular component (GO): SCF ubiquitin ligase complex
Molecular function (GO): protein binding
Source: RefSeq, a predicted model, not a curated record
ACAAAAAACAACAACAAGGCUCAGCUGUGUUCCAGUGCUCUCCAUCCUAAAGAAGUUUUAUAUUUAUUUAACGUUAAAUAAUCACUAUUUAGUGACAUAUACGUGAUAUCUACAUCGCAGUAUAGAUAUAUAAUAACAGUGUUUUCCGUUUUUUGUCAUUUCAAAUGUCUGAAGGUGUAUAAUGCCCUCUUUGUGUUCGCUGCUAGCAUUUUAGCUUUAACUGCGGAAGGAAAAAAAUACCACCCCGACUCUAAGAGAAACAUUUAUGGCCAAACUGGACCACAAGACGAGUCGGUGGAGAUUGUGACCUCCAUUGAUGAGCACACGCACCAUUUCCCAGCCUACAGUGAUGUCUCCAAGAAAACGGCCGCUGCUCCCGGUGAGCAGUCGCCGCAAAGCAGUGGAUGACUUCUUCCCUUUUAACCGAUUGCCAGUGGAGUGCCAGCUGCAUGUCUUAUCUUUCCUGAAUGAAGUUGACAAAUGCAGCUGUGCUCUUGUGUGUCUGAGCUGGAGCUGCCUGGUGCGCUCAUGGAAGCUGUGGAGGGUUGCAGACUACUCUCGCCGAGGGGUCUUUCACCUUGGGCAAGAGGGUCUGCUGGUGUCCAACCGUGAGUUUGAGAGGUGGAAGUCCUGGGUCCACCACUACACGCACCAUCUGAUUUCCCGCAGAGCCAGCCUGCUGACACUCAAGGCAAGCUUUGACCUGGGCGACCGCUGCCACAAGUGGAGUGAGCUGCUCACACACCUGCUGGACAACGUGCACUGCCGAGACUUGAGCCAUCUAGACCUCAACUGGACCUUCACCCUUUUAGAGCCUCUGGACCUGCGAGUCCACACCAGCUCCAGUUCACACCAGGACAGCAUCACCAAAAUGGACCAGGUGAACAGCUUCCAGGAGCUGCUAACAAAGCUGACUCAUAGCUGUCCUCGAAUCUCUAAGAUGCGCUUGCACUUUGACUGGUCAGACGAGUCUGUGUCUCUGCUCACGCAGUUCCAGCAGCUCAGGGUCCUGGAGCUCAAGUACUUCUGGGUCUUUAAAGGGGUCACUCCUUCUACACUGCAGACCCUCACCAAAUCCCUGCCCAACCUCAAGUCACUGACUCUGCACAUUCUGGUACCGCUGCGAAAUCUGGGCAUCUCCUACACCCUAGAAUCCAAGUCUAUAGAGUUUCUAGAUGUGUCUCCCAGUAGAGGUUUGGUGUUUUCCUGUCUCAAUCUGCCAGCCCUUCGUGAGCUCCGAGCCAAGAAAAUUGUCCGAGGGAUUACACUGGACCGAAGGACCAGACUGAGGAUUCAGAGUCGUUGGCCAUGCUUGUACCAUGUCCUACGGGAAGGGACGCCCAAACUACAGACUCUGAACAAUGAGAGGCUUCUCCCCGCAUGGAGAGAGCAGAUGUAUGGAGAGAUGUCAGCCAUACUUGAUCAAUCGUGUUACUGUGUGCAACACUUAGACAGCUGGCUGUGGUAGACUUUGGUGCAUACUUAAAAGAGAGGUGAACCUUUUCUCAGUAGGAUAGAAUGUUUCAAGACUAGUUUUGAAUAGUGUGUUUCAUGGCUUAAAGCAAAAAAGGAAAGAUAAGUAGUAGAUAAAAUUGUCUUAAAAUAUCAAGAUCAAUUUACAGUUCACUUGCAAAAUACACAUGAUUAACCAUAGACUGUAUAUGUACUUCUUUAUACAGUCUAUGUGUAUAACCCAUGUUUGGAUAAAAAUCCAGUAUAAUGGGAAUUUUAUUUAUAUGCAAAAAGAGACAAAAAACUAUAAUAGUUUUUCUUGCUUUUUUGUUUUUUAAUGCAAAAUGUCAUUCACAUGUGUCUGGAAUCUCAGAGCUGAUCCAGUGAUUUUGCUUAUGCAGAAGACCUUCCUCACUGCUGUCUGCACAAUAACAUGAAAACAACAAGCAGGUUUUUAUAACGUCUGUAGAUUCUAUUGAACCAACAUUGACAUUCUGUUUUCAAGGACAACAAAUUCCCAUUAUUGUGUUUCCAUUCUAACAUUGUGUAAUAGGAUUUUGGUUGUAACUGUAAAAAUCUACAAAAUUAUCUGAGGUGCCCAAACAUUCUACUGGGAAAAUUACAGUUUACCUGUAAAGAGAGAGAGAGAGAGCAUAUGAUCUCUGAUCUUAAGUAAUGAAUGAUUUUGUUUAUGACUGACAAUCGUCAUUGGUGCUAUGAGCUGGGUGCACUUUGUUCUACUGUCCUCCAGUCAUUUCAGUUUGUUGCAUGGAUGAUGUUGAAUAUCCAGAUGAAAGGAAAAUAAUUCAAGUUUCAGUUUGAAGGGGAAAUUGCUUAACAUUAGCUCAUUAAGUGUAAUAAUGUUGUGAAAGUAAUUUAUAAAUUUGUGUCUCAAACUUGCUAAAUACAGUUUCUAGUCAUUUCAUUAAUCUCACAUAGUAGAUCUGGAAGAUUUGCCUUAACACUGCAUUAUAGAGAAUAUAGAGUCACAUGUAUGGUGCUGUGAAUAACUUUCUGUAUAUAACUUUGGUCCAUUCAAUUAUGUAGACAUUCCUUUAAGUUUUCAGGGGUACACCGUUUUAAACUGUACAUACUUUUGUUUUGAUAAUUUAAAGAUUAAUAAAUCAAGAUGUGUAUCCAA